GUAUUAACUGCGUUCUCUGACCAAUAGCACACAUUAAUACCAAUUUUAUUGCGACAUUAUCUACAAAAUGUCGACACAGAAAGCUGAAGACGAUUCAAUGGAAGAAGGGGAAAUCGAAGAUGGCGAGAUUGAAGAAGAAGGGACAGUAGCUGAAGUGAGACAGGUUACCUUUUGUGGUGUCUCUUCCAGAGGAAUGCAAGGCCAGCCUUCACAAGUGCAUACCUUUUCCGAAAGACGUCGACGAAAAUUUAACCCCAGUGACCAAAUUAGAGCUCCCAGAGGAGGAUAUUGGAUCGGCACAAAUAGACUGCGUGGCGUGGGCCAGAGAGCAUACGAACAUACGAGUCCCGGUGUUCGACUGCUGCGCGGUCGGGGAAAGGGACCAGGGCGAGGACAAGGAACUGGAACUGGACGUGGACGGGGCCGAUUUCAGUCUGGCAACAGAAACAUGAGGGGUCGAGGGGUGAAUAAGAGGGGAGCUUACAGAGGCUCAACGAAACCAUUACCUGUCCAAGACACAAACUAUCAACAGUACCCUUCCACGGACGAAGAGAUCAAUCGGGCAAUACAAGAGAACAAAAACACCUUUGAAGAACUGCUAAAGGAACACCGUGCAAUACAGGCUAAGUUGGAGGCAUUGAAUGCAGAGGAAGUAAGAACGAAAGCAAUCUUGCUAAAAAACCCAGUUGUAGACGUUGAUCAGAAGACGGAAGAGUUGAACAAGGAAACUGAAUUUAUUACAAAGGACUUACCAGUGGACAAAGCUGUGAAAGCUCAAAGGUCGCGAAGGAGGCGGUCAAGAUCAGGAUCUCAAGUUAAGGUGAAGGCUAAGACUUCCUCACCACCUGAAGCCAAACCAGAGACAAUUGAAGAUGAGGACGAUGAGAUGUCUGAAUUACAGCUGAGAUUGAUAGCACUGGCUUCUGCCACAAAGAAAGUCAUCAGCAAGGCGGAGGAGGAGGAAAUUGAAAGAAAAGAGUUAGAGGAAGAAAUUGGAGCAUCGGAAGAAAGCAAUGUGGAGGAAAAAGUGACUGAAGUGAUCUCUCCAACAAAGAAAGCUGAAAAAUCGAAACGUCUUUCCAGAAAAGAGAGAAGUAGGAGAUUACGCAAAAAAAUACACUCUCAUAAAAAACAUGAAGUUGAGAAGAAAAGAAAGGAAGCUGCUGAAAUACGGAAUCUGGAGAAUGAAGACGAACAGUUUAGUAGAUUUCUCAAGUUUGUAGGCAAGGAUGAAAACGAGAUCGAGAGUCGAAGAGAAGCAGGCAAGAUACGAACUUUAGGUGAUGAACACGAACAAUAUAAAAGGUUUAUGAAGUUUGUGAAAAGAGAGAAAAGGAUGAGGAAAAGGUCUUCAUCAUUUCAUGAGAGAGAAAACAGUGAAGGUACACCAUUGAGAGAUGAGCAGUCAUCGUUAGUGCCGUUUACUGACAAUAAUACCGAAUUUAGUUAUGAUAUGGACAACUAUGAAGAAGUGGAAAUGGACGUGGACAGCUCUGAAAACUCAUCAUUGGUGUCACCAUCACCUGUUUCGUUUCUUGCUGUAAAGGACUCAACAAGUUCUCAGUCACUGAUAGAUGCUGCAGGAGAGAAACUGGAUGCUGGUAAUCAUAGCAACGAGGAAAAGGUGGCUGAUGAUGAUGAAGAUGUACUAGCACUAAGAGAACAGUUACUGAAAUCCAUGGCAACCAAAAGAGCUUCUACUGUUCCUGAUAAUACCAAGGCUAGUAAAGGUCAGUCUCAGCCACAGCUUAUGCAGCCACUGAAAACGCCAGAUGCUGUCAACCGACUCAGUGCCGACCAGAAAGAAGAGUACCGAAGAUUGAAGCAAGAGAUAGUAAAACGUGAAUUACUUCGUAAAGUAGAUGCUGGAAAAUCAAGUGCUUCCCCAUCACCUUGUGUUUCUGAUUUAGAAACACAAGAGGAGACGGUUGCUAAGAAACCUAGUCUAACUGAAGAGCAGAAAGAGUUGUUGAAAAAGGCGGAAGGGUUUGAGUCUAAACUCUUAAUCUGCAGGAAAUUACUGCAGAGGGACAAAGGUAUGCUGUCAGUGCUAGAAACACAGAAAACGAAAAAACAGGCUGUAGUUAAGGCAGCUGAGCUGAAAGUGCAGAAACUGAAAGAACAAUUGCAAGCUGCUAUGAAGCUCUUACUUACCAGUAGGUUGGAAUUAAAGAAAGUUGAAAACAAUGUAAGUCACAAA
Molecule: messenger RNA, 2200 nt
Organism: Saccoglossus kowalevskii
Lineage: Eukaryota; Metazoa; Hemichordata; Enteropneusta; Harrimaniidae
Product: zinc finger C3H1 domain-containing protein-like
Biological process (GO): RNA processing
Cellular component (GO): nucleus; exosome (RNase complex)
Molecular function (GO): metal ion binding; protein binding
Source: RefSeq, a predicted model, not a curated record